CCAUGUCUUAGGCCCCACCCACGAGGCCUCGUCCCACCUGCUUCUCUGCUGGUUUUUCAGAGGGGUGGGGGGCAGCACCCUCGUUCUGAGCCCCGACUCCCCCCCCCCCCCGUCCGCAUCACACUUUCGGCCUGGCGGGGGAGCGGUGGUGGUGUGCACAGUCACACUCAGGUCUGGUGCUCAUGCUGACUGCUGCACGCGCAGCCUCUUGCACGCCCACGUCACAAUCUCGCACGCCCCUGGGCCCCCCCGGGGCAGCCCUGCUGACCGCCCGCUCCCCCCCAGACAAGCAGAACGACGUGGAGAUCCCCUCCCCCACGCCGAAAGAGCGGGAGAAGAAGAAGAAGCAGCAACCCAUGUGCCAGAUCAGCGGGGUGAAGAAGCUCAUGCCCAGCUCCAGCCUGGCCAAUUCCAGCGUCCCCCGCUUCGGGGUCAGAACCGACCAGGAGGAGCUGCUGAGCCAGGAGCUGGAGAAUCUCAACAAAUGGGGCCUGAAUAUUUUCCACGUCUCCGAAUAUUCCAACGGCCGCUCCCUCAGCUGCAUCAUGUACACGAUAUUCCAGGAGAGAGAGCUGCUGAAAACCUUCAAGAUCCCCGAGGAGACGCUGCUGACCUACAUGCUGACGCUGGAGGAACACUACCACGCCGACGUGGCCUAUCACAACAGCCUGCACGCGGCCGACGUGGUGCAGUCCGACGCCGUGUUCACCGACCUGGAGAUCCUGGCCGCCCUGUUUGCAGCCGCCAUCCACGACGUGGAUCACCCGGGCGUGUCCAACCAGUUCCUGAUCAACACCAGUGAGUGCCCCACUACCCUGCGCCUGAGCCGACAGGAUGUGGGCUUCAUUGACUACAUCGUGCACCCGCUGUGGGAGACGUGGGCCGACCUGGUUCACCCCGACGCCCAGGACAUCCUGGACACGCUGGAAGACAACCGGGACUG
This is a messenger RNA of Pelodiscus sinensis (Chinese soft-shelled turtle), 943 nucleotides long. The record is from RefSeq and is a predicted model, not a curated record. NCBI's taxonomy places the organism in Eukaryota, Metazoa, Chordata, Testudines, Trionychidae.